Messenger RNA from Eupeodes corollae, 2315 nucleotides. Its product is annotated as DDB1- and CUL4-associated factor 8. Bases 1 to 1683 code for a protein of 560 amino acids. Gene Ontology annotation, cellular component: cytoplasm; Cul4-RING E3 ubiquitin ligase complex. The record is from RefSeq and is a predicted model, not a curated record. The transcript has 7 exons. Gene Ontology annotation, molecular function: protein binding. NCBI's taxonomy places the organism in Eukaryota, Metazoa, Arthropoda, Insecta, Diptera, Syrphidae.
AUGACAGUACAAUUAAUAAAGGAUAACAUUUUGACUAUAGAAGUUUUGGAGAACAUCAUAACAUCCACAGCCAUUGCACAUCAAGCUAAUCCAGUUCCCUGCAAAACUAAAUCACCGUGGUAUGAUAAGGACUUUUUUAAGCUGGUUCACACAAGUGCUCCUGAGUUCUCUCUGGAUUCUUCAAUAACAAGCGAUUCCGAUACCAAUAAUUAUGAGGAUUUCGCCAGUAGCAAUGACGAAGCAGGUGCCGGAGACGAAGUAGACGAUCAGGCUUUCAAUGAGAUUAUGAAUAAACCAAAACCGAAUUACACAUGGAAUGUGACAUCGCAAGUCAUGCACCGAGAACAUGGACUUUUAGGCAAUGGUCGUCGAUCACUCCACGGCGGUCUAUCAAAUACGUUUCAAUCACGUUUCUAUGGUUCAAGACAUGUCGUAGAAAAGAUGAAACUUUUACACUCUAUGCAUAAACACAGUGGAUGUGUGAAUUGCUUGAAUUUCAAUAGAUCAGGAAAUUUACUUUGCACUGGGUCCGAUGAUAUGAGAGUUAUUGUCUGGGAUUGGGCGAUGAACAAGACAAAGUUCCAAUACAAAUCUGGUCAUCAAGCGAAUAUUUUCCAAACAAAAUUCAUCGAAAUGAACGGUUGUAUGGAUAUCGUAUCGACAAGUCGUGAUGGUCAAGUACGUGCUGCUUCCAUUCCACCAAGUGGCGGUAAAAUUCGAACUCGAGCGUUGUACAAACACAGCUCGGCGGUUCAUAAAUUAGUUUUAUGUCCACAAAAUCCAUUUGUAAUUUUGAGUGCCGGAGAAGAUGGCAAAAUUGUGUGCUGUGAUCUACGUAAAUCACCAGUGAAUCGUCUCAAGACCGUGAAAGAGGAUAGGAAAAAAGUACCCCUCUACAGUAUAGCUCACCAUCCCUUCGAUCCGGAGAUUUGUGUUUGUGGUAAUGAUAGUUACGUUAGGGUCUAUGAUAAGCGGAACAUGAGUAAAACUCUUCACAAAAUGUGUCCUCAAAGAAUAGACGAUCAAACUAUUACGCCACAUAUAACAUGCUGUGUUUACAAUAAUAAUGGAUCUGAGAUUUUGGCUUCGUAUAGCGAUGACGAUAUAUACUUGUUCAAUAGCAAGGUGUAUACUGCUGGACAAUUUGAACAUCGUUAUAGGGGCCAUUACAACCAUAAGACUAUCAAAGGAGUUAAUUUCUUUGGACCAAAUUCAGAGUAUGUGAUCAGUGGCAGUGAUUGUGGUAAUAUAUUCUUCUGGGAUAAAAACACAGAGUCCAUUUUGAACUUCAUGGAAGGUGAUAAUUCUGGAGUGGUCAAUUGCUUGGAACCACAUCCUACAAUACCGGUACUAGCUACAUCUGGACUGGAUUGGAAUAUUAAAAUAUGGGCACCCAAUAGUGAAAUCUACCCCCCCGUUAUGACAAAACUUGAUAAGUGUGUUAAGAAAAAUCUCAAACGAUCUGUGGUGGAGGAGAUUGAUGGAUUCGAUGAUCGUCAAUUUUAUUAUUUCGUUCGUCAAUUUUUACGUAAUUCACGACCAAGUGAUAAUCAAGAUAAUGCAGGAACUGAUCCUGAUGCAGCCACUGUACGUACUAGUAGCUCAGAGUCUGAUGAAGAUGAAUAUAAUUUUUCCAACGAUCAGAUGGCCCGUGUUUUUCAACCUUCGUGUCAUCCUCAAUAAAAAUGCUUCCUGGCGUGUAAGUGAAUAGCAGGAAUUACUUAUAAAUAAUAUUAUAUUUGUUCUGUUCAGUACUUAUGUUAUUCGUUAAAUGAAAUGGAAACUUUAAAUAAUUUAGUUAAUUAAAUGGUUUUUUUAUUUCUAUAGGCCAUGAAUAAUAAUAAAGUAUAUUUUUUGAACUUUUAAUAAGUUUAAUCGAAUGAAUUACUAAUUUUACCCAAGUUCAAAUUAAUAUGAGUGUCAAAGUAAAAUUAAAAAAAAAAAACUGUAAAAGAUCCCAAUCAGACUAUAAAGACUUAAAUUAAGACUAACCAAACAGUUUGUUGAUGAAAAUAGAGAAAAAUCACUAAAUAAAGCUAAAAAGGGUUAAGUGAUUUGUUAUUCGGAAAUUAAUUUAAUUAAGUUAUCUAUUGUUUUGUUCUUGGGUAAAGUAAUAAAAUAAAUGUGAAUGCAAUUUAUAAAAGAGCAAAUAGAUUUGUCAGUUUAUUUUCUUUUAUUCAACUGUAAUUUUAUUAUAAACAAAAGUUUCCUUUCUAGUUAUACAAUACAAAAAAAAAUAUAAAAACAAAUCUGAGAAAGAUAAUUAAUAAUAUGUAAACAAAGAAUUCAUUUUUGUUGUUACCAAAUCAAUCUUA